GCCCGCUGCUUCAUUUCCCGUGCGCGGCCAACGCGGCCCUCCCUUCUUUUUGCCGUCGCGCGCCGCUGAGCCCUCCUCGUUGGUCGCCGCGUCCUUGGCUGGCGUAAAAAUGGCCACAAACUUUCUAGUGCACGAGAAGAUCUGGUUUGACAAGUUCAAAUAUGAUGAUGCAGAAAGGAAAUUCUACGAGCAGAUGAACGGGCCCGUGGCCGGCUCCUCACGCCAGGAGAACGGCGCCAGCGUGAUCCUCCGUGACAUCGCGAGAGCCAGAGAAAAUAUCCAGAAGUCCCUGGCCGGACUCGAGGCUGUGUUGCUCGGUCUUCCUGAGGCGCUGGGUCUGGCUGCCCCUGGAGCUAGCUCAGGCCCUGGGGCCUCCAGCGGGCCCGGUGGAGACCCCAGUGAGCUGGUCAUCCGGAUUGCCAGCCUGGAAGUGGAGAACCAGAGCCUGCGAGGGGUGGUGCAGGAUCUGCAGCAGGCUGUCUCCAAGCUGGAGGCCCGGCUGAGUGCGCUAGAGAAGAGCUCGCCCGCCCACCGGGCCACAGCUCCGCAGACCCAGCACGUGUCUCCCAUGCGCCAAGUGGAGCCCCCCGCCAGGAAGGUGGCCACCGCCACGGAGGACGACGAGGACGACGACAUUGACCUGUUCGGCAGCGACGAGGAGGGGGACAAGGAGGCGGCCCGGCUGCGGGAGGAGAGGCUGCGGCAGUACGCCGAGAGGAAGGCCAAGAAGCCUGCCCCGGUGGCCAAGUCCUCCAUCCUCCUGGACGUCAAGCCUUGGGAUGACGAGACGGACAUGGCCCAGCUGGAGGCCUGCGUGCGCUCCGUCCAGCUGGACGGGCUGACCUGGGGGGGCUCCAAGCUGAUGCCCGUGGGCUACGGUAUCCACAAGCUGCAGAUCCAGUGUGUGGUGGAGGACGACAAGGUGGGCACGGACCUGCUGGAAGAGGAGAUCACCAAGUUCGAGGAGCACGUGCAGAGCGUUGACAUUGCUGCUUUCAACAAGAUCUGAGCCCUGGCACUGGCCUGAGCGUGUGAAGCCUUGCAGCCAAUAAAGACUGAGAUUCCA
This is a messenger RNA of Balaenoptera ricei (Rice's whale), 1066 nucleotides long. Its product is annotated as elongation factor 1-delta. The record is from RefSeq and is a predicted model, not a curated record. The transcript is spliced from 9 exons. Gene Ontology annotation, cellular component: cytosol; eukaryotic translation elongation factor 1 complex. Lineage: Eukaryota; Metazoa; Chordata; Mammalia; Artiodactyla; Balaenopteridae. Gene Ontology annotation, molecular function: guanyl-nucleotide exchange factor activity; translation elongation factor activity. Bases 110 to 1009 code for a protein of 299 amino acids. Gene Ontology annotation, biological process: translational elongation.